UUUCUUAUUUUCAAUUCUCCAGGCUGGUGUGGACUUUACAGCCGCGACUAAAAAGAAACUGAUCAUGCGAUGACUGAGCGCGCUUUGGGCACAUCUACCGAGUCCAUUACAGGAGGUGAAUGAUGGCCGAGGAUGGGGGAAAUCUCUCCGGGGUCCCCGACGCCAGGGACUCGGAGGGUCGCUCCUCUCUGCCGAGGACUUUCAUCCGGCUUAACGACCUGUCCGGGCUCGGGAGCGGAGGAGGUGGUGGAUGUGGAGGAGUAUUAGGAGGACCGUCCUCAUCCUCAUCAUCAUCUGGAGGAGCGGAGCGCGGAGAAGUGGUGGCGGCGGUGUUGGAGCCGGCGUCUCCUGCGCCCGACGGGAUCUCCACAGGCGGGGAGGACGCGUCGGCGAGCGGCGGGGAGAGCCUCCCCUACCCCACCCUGGCCCCGGUGGUCUUCUUCUACCUGAAACAAACCACCCGGCCUCGCAGCUGGUGUCUCAAGAUGGUCUGCAACCCGUGGUUCGAGCGAGCGUCCAUGCUGGUGAUCCUGCUGAACUGUGUGACGCUGGGCAUGUUCCACCCCUGCGAGGACAUCAAGUGCGAUUCGGACCGGUGCAAGAUCCUGCAGGACUUCGAUGACUUCAUUUUUGCGUUCUUUGCCAUUGAGAUGGUGAUCAAGAUGGUGGCUCUGGGGAUUUUUGGAAAGAAGUGUUAUCUCGGAGACACGUGGAACCGCCUGGACUUCUUCAUAGUACUGGCCGGGAUGUUGGAGUACUCGCUGAACCUGCAGAACGUCAGCUUCUCAGCUGUGAGGACGGUCCGCGUGCUGAGACCACUGAGAGCCAUCAACCGAGUGCCAAGUAUGCGUAUUCUGGUGACACUGCUGCUGGACACCCUGCCCAUGCUGGGAAACGUGCUGCUGCUCUGCUUCUUCGUCUUCUUCAUAUUUGGCAUCGUGGGCGUCCAGCUGUGGGCCGGCCUGCUGCGAAACCGCUGCUUUGUCGAAGACAACUUUUCCUUCCCUCUUUCUGUGGAGCUGGGAAAAUACUACCACACCGAAAACAACGACGAGAAUCCCUUCAUCUGCUCUCAACCCCGAGAGAACGGCAUGAGGGACUGCGGCUCCAUUCCCAAGCUGUACGAGGAAGGGGUCCUGCAGUGCAACCUGGACAUGUACUCCUACAACAGCACCGACAACACCACCUGCGUCAACUGGAACCAGUACUACACCAACUGCUCGGCUGGUCCUCUCAACCCCUUCAAGGGAGCCAUCAACUUUGACAAUAUCUGCUUUGCCUGGAUCGCCAUCUUUCAGGUGAUCACUCUGGAAGGCUGGGUGGACAUUAUGUACUUUGUGAUGGAUGCUCACUCCUUCUACAACUUCAUCUACUUUAUCCUACUCAUCAUUAUCGGCUCCUUCUUCAUGAUCAACCUGUGCCUGGUCGUCAUUGCAACUCAAUUCUCUGAGACCAAGCAGAGGGAGAGUCAGCUCAUGAAGGAACAGCGGGUGCGUUUCAUGUCCAACGCCAGCACCCUGGCCUCCCUCUCCGAGCCGGGCUCCUGCUACGACGAGUUGCUCAAAUACCUGGUCCACAUCAUUCGGAAGGGCGCCAGACAAGUGGCUCACGUCUGCAGGUUCUUGGCUCGUCGCGCAGGUCUAAAUAUCGCUGCCUCGCCCCCGGCUUCCGAUCCCCAACGCAGCCAGAGUCAGAGGAGGAGGAGGAAGACCUCCAGGCAGGGCUCUGUGUCCGUUCAUCACAUGGUGCACCACCACCACCAUCACCACCACCACUACCAUCUGGGUAACGGUAGUGUGAGGGGAGCAGGGAGUAUCAGAUGCCUCGAGGGCAGGGAUGUGGAAGUGGGGGCUCUUAACAACAAUGGAGGAACUCUUGUGGCAACCACCGCAAGCGGGCAUCUGGCUCUGGCGCCAUCGUCUUCGAUAGCAGUAGCAACAUCUGACGCAAACCUUGCGGCUCUGGCCAGUCCUGCUGCUGCAGCAGCAGAUUCGUCCUCAGUACGCAGCGUUUUCAACACAGAAAUCCUUCGUUGCACUCCUUCGCCCACCAACCCAGGCUCUUACUCGCUGGCUCCAGCAGCUGCGUCCAGGGUCAUGAAGAGGAACUCAGUCCCUUUCGCUGCUCCAGGACCGAAAAACUACCCCACCCUUCAGGCCCGAGCCUUGGCAGAAUCCAGAAGGGGGAGCGUUGCAACCAGCACCCUCACAAGUAUGAACCUCAACCUCAACAUCCCCCCUGUACCCCUGGAGAGACGAUUGUCCAGCGUCGUGGACACGCACAAUACAGCUCAGCUCUCCCGCCAGCUGUCGGCCCGUGAACUCAGCACCACCAGCAGCGCCAUGGACACGGCCACUCUGACACUGGACCCCGAGAACUGCCCGUACUGCGCAAAGGCCCUGGCCAACGAGUCCGAGGGCGGCACAGACGGCAACGAGACGCCCGGCGACUCGGACAGCGAAGGCGUGUAUGAAUUCACCCAGGACCUCCACCACAGGGACCGCAGGGACAGCAGGCAGCCCAGGAGGAAGUACCGGAGGCUGGGCAAGACCGCCGCAAAGGUGGUUCACUUCUGGAGGCUGGUGUGUGACACUUUCCGGAAAAUUGUGGACAGCAAGUACUUUGGCCGAGGGAUUAUGAUCGCCAUUCUCAUCAACACCAUGAGCAUGGGAAUCGAGUACCAUGAGCAGCCUGAAGAGUUGACCAACGCCUUGGAGAUCAGUAACAUCGUGUUCACCAGCUUGUUCUCACUGGAGAUGUUGCUCAAGGUUUUGGUCUACGGGCCGUUUGGUUACAUCAAGAACCCCUACAACAUCUUUGAUGGCAUAAUCGUGGUCAUUAGUGUGUGGGAGAUCGUGGGCCAGCAGGGCGGCGGUCUGUCGGUCCUGAGGACCUUCCGGCUGAUGCGGGUGCUGAAGCUGGUCCGCUUCAUGCCGGCCCUGCAGAGGCAGCUGGUGGUGCUGAUGAAGACCAUGGACAACGUGGCCACUUUCUGCAUGCUGCUCAUGCUUUUCAUCUUCAUCUUCAGUAUCCUGGGGAUGCAUCUGUUUGGCUGCAAGUUUGGAUCGGAGAGAGACGGGGACACGCUCCCAGACAGGAAGAACUUCGACUCUCUGCUCUGGGCCAUCGUGACCGUCUUCCAGAUCCUGACCCAGGAGGAUUGGAACAAGGUGUUAUAUAACGGCAUGGCCUCCACCACUCCGGUUGCCGCCCUCUACUUCAUCGCCCUCAUGACAUUCGGCAACUAUGUGCUCUUCAACUUGCUGGUGGCCAUCUUGGUUGAGGGGUUCCAGACGGAGGAAGUGUCCAAGCGGGAGGAAUUGCAUGCCCAGCUGAGCCUAAUUCAGCUGCCUGUAGAGUCAGGGGGUGACGCUUCUAAAUCAGGUUCGGAGAUCGAUUCCUUCGCACGAAGUAUGGAGGAUGUUAACGGCAGCAAGAAGGAUCUGUCAGCCUCUGCAGUAGUGCCUGUGAACGGUCACGUGGACCUGAAGACGAGCCUCACUCCGCCGCUAAUCACCCACACUGCCGCCACCCCGAUGCCAGUGCCAAAGCUGCCCGUGGCAGGCGACCCCAUCCUGGGGUACGAGUCCCGUCGGGGCAGCAGCGUCUCCAUAGACCCAGCCUGCUAUGACAAAUCGCCGACCAGCGCUCGCAGCUCCUCCCCGUACGCCCCGUGGAGCUCUGGCAGCGGCCGGACCAGCCGCAGGUCCAGCUGGAACAGCCUGGGUCGGGUCCCGUCGCACAAACGGCAAAAGCGGCAGUCCGGAGAACGACGGUCCCUUCUGUCCGGGGAUGGCGGCUCCAGCUCGGAGGAAGGAGAGGGUGGCGGAGAAGAGGGAGGGGGCCUAAUGGAGGAAGACGAUGCAUCAUUGGCCAGAACUGACUCCAUGUCCCAGUCUCAAGGGGGGCCCAGACACAGGAGGAUGGAGUCGGUGGAGACUCGGAGCUCGAUGGAUUUGCCCCCAGAUGCACUGCUGCAGGUGCCCUACCUUUACCGCUCGGCCAGCAUGCACAGCUCCAGGCCGCCCUCGCUGGGCCACCUGCGGCCCCCAGAACACAGCGACUGCAACGGGAAGGGAUCUCCAUCAGCCCUGGGUCCAACGCACGUCUCGCUGGAGGACAACACUGAAGACGAGAACGUCGAAGAGGAAGUCAACCUGGGUCGUGUCGCCAGGCUGUUCCGCUGGCUGGAGAAGAAACAGCCCGAGUGGUGUCGACAGAGAGAUACCUGGUCACUCUACCUCUUCCCUCCAGAAUCAAGGUUUCGGAUCGGCUGCAAUAAGAUCAUCACCCACAAGAUGUUCGACCACGUUGUGUUGGUCAUCAUCUUCCUCAACUGCAUCACCAUCGCGAUGGAGAGGCCUCGGAUUGACCCCAGCAGCGCUGAGCGGAUCUUUCUGACGUUGUCCAACUACAUCUUCACAGCGAUCUUCGUGGCCGAGAUGACCGUCAAGAUUGUGGCUUUGGGCUGGUGCUUUGGGGAUAAAGCCUACCUGAGGAGCAGCUGGAACAUCCUGGACGGGAUGCUGGUGAUGAUAUCUGUCAUUGACAUCCUGGUCUCCCUAAUAUCAAACUCCGGGACCAAGAUCCUGGGCAUGCUGCGAGUUCUGAGGCUGCUGAGGACUCUGAGGCCACUCCGUGUGAUCAGCCGAGCCCCGGGGCUGAAGCUCGUGGUGGAGACUCUCAUGUCGUCCCUGAAGCCCAUCGGCAACAUCGUGGUCAUCUGCUGUGCCUUCUUCAUUAUCUUCGGCAUCUUGGGCGUCCAGCUUUUCAAGGGGAAGUUCUUCAUUUGUCAGGGGGAGGAUGUGAGGAACAUCACCAACAAGUCGGACUGCUUGCUUGCAAGUUACAGAUGGGUGAGGCACAAGUACAACUUUGACAACCUGGGACAGGCGUUGAUGUCGCUCUUUGUUCUGGCAUCAAAAGACGGCUGGGUAGACAUCAUGUACGAUGGACUUGACGCUGUCGGAGUUGAUCAACAGCCAAUUAUGAACUACAACCCGUGGAUGCUGCUCUACUUCAUCUCCUUCCUCCUGAUUGUGGCCUUUUUCGUGCUCAACAUGUUCGUGGGCGUGGUGGUGGAGAACUUCCACAAGUGUCGGCGCCACCAGGAGGCCGAGGAGGCCAAACGCCGGGAGGAGAAGAGACUGAAACGCAUGGAGAAAAAGAGACGGAGUAAGGAGAAGGAGCUGGCUGAUUUAUUGGUUCCAGGGGUGAGUUGGGCCCUCUCUGACGGCACACUGAAAGAAGCUCAGAGUAAGCCCUACUACUCCGAUUACUCCCCCACCCGCCUGCUCAUCCACAAGAUGUGCACCAGCCAUUACCUGGACCUGUUCAUCACCAUCGUAAUCGGACUCAACGUCAUCACCAUGUCCAUGGAGCAUUACCAGCAGCCCAAGGAGUUGGACGAGGCGCUGAAGAUCUGCAACUACAUCUUCACUCUCAUUUUUGUUCUGGAGUCUGUCUUCAAGCUGGUGGCUUUCGGCUUCCGACGCUUCUUCAAGGACAAGUGGAACCAGCUGGAUCUGGCUAUCGUGCUGCUGUCCAUCAUGGGCAUCACUCUGGAGGAGAUCGAGGUCAACGCUUCGCUGCCCAUCAAUCCCACCAUCAUCCGCAUCAUGAGGGUGCUCCGGAUCGCGCGAGUGCUGAAGCUUCUGAAGAUGGCUGUUGGGAUGAGAGCUUUGCUGGAUACGGUUAUGCAAGCCCUGCCUCAGGUGGGCAAUCUGGGUCUUCUCUUCAUGCUCCUCUUCUUCAUCUUUGCAGCGCUUGGAGUGGAACUGUUUGGCGACUUAAUUUGCGACGAGCUCCACCCGUGCGAAGGUCUGGGUCGCUACGCUACGUUCCGAAACUUCGGGAUGGCAUUUCUGCUGCUCUUCAGGGUUUCCACCGGCGACAACUGGAACGGUAUCAUGAAGGACACGUUGAGGGACUGCGCCCAUGACACCAGCACCUGCUACAACACCGUGGUCUCCCCCAUCUACUUUGUAUCCUUCGUCCUGACCGCCCAGUUCGUCCUGGUCAACGUGGUGAUCGCCGUCCUGAUGAAGCACCUGGAGGAGAGCAACAAGGAGGCCAAGGAGGAGGCGGAGCUGGAAGCGGAGUUGGAGCUGGAGCUGCAGAUGGAUGUGGGGGACAUGGCGGCCCGGUCGCCCCAGCUCAACCCCCUGGCGCUGGGCAUGGACCGGUCCAGUUCAGGGGGGUCCCCUUGGAGGUCCACUGGGGGAGGGGACAUGGAGCAGGAAAGGGGCGGUCCUAUGGACUCCCCCACUGCUGAUAUCACAAGAGACUCUGUCAGCAUCAGAGCAGAGCCCCCUUCGUAUCUGGAGCCCCAGCUGGAGUUUGUCCAGCGAAGAGCUCAGUUUGACUCGGUGUCCCUGGUCAUCCAGGGUUCAAUGGAGGGGGAGUUGAGUUUGAUGGACAACCUGUCCGGCUCUAUCUGCCACUACUACGCGCUGCCCCCCAAGCCCAGCAAGCACAGCUCCGACAAGAAGAUCCCUCUAGCGGAGAUGGAAGCUCUGUCUCUGGCCUCUGAGAAAUCCUGGUCCCUAGCUCUGACAGACGACUCGGCCCCCGACGAUUUUAACCCCCUCUUUCUAAGCAGCCUGGAAUGCAAUACAGAUCAGUUCGAUCCCGAGGAGCCACCGGAGGUCAACCUGCUGAGCGUCAGGAAGCCCGCGGUGGGACGCACGCACUCCCUACCCAACGACAGCUACAUGUUUCUGCCGCCACAGCCGCUCAGCCCCAUGUGUCCGGCUCCGGCUCCGCUUUUAGCACAGUCGCAGGGGCCCCAGCGCUCACUUGGGACCAACAGGGCCCCAUCAGGCUCUAGCACCUCGGUGCGCUCGCAGCCCGAGGAGUUCUCCCAGCAGCUGACCGUCCCCACAGACCUCUUCAGACCCAUCAGCCCCCACAGCCACUCGGACUCAGAGAGCAUACCGCGGCAGCCGCCUCCGAGACGCACGCACACGUUCAGCCGCACGCUCCGCAGACAGGCUGCAGUGUCUACUGAUUCUCAGGAGGCCCUCUGUUCGGACGGGGCAGAGAGCAGUGAAGGACUUGUGAAUGUGGCCUCUCUGGGCCUCCCUCCGUCCCCCACCUCCUCCUCUUCCUCCUCCGCCUCCCCCUCCCCCUCCUGCUCCCAGCAUCAUCACCCCCACCACCUCCACCUCCACCGCCAUCAGCAGCCCGCGCUCUGCCUGGUCCCCGCCACCCCCGGCGCCUCCCCGAAACCGUCCCCGCGCCCCGGCAGCGUGCACACCCAGCAGCACGACCGGCACUGCCUCAUCUCCCCCUCCGAGCCCCCUCCGCUAUUACCAGCUAGGUCGCACCAGCAGGAGGAGGCUUGCGAGGACCGCGAGGUGUCCCUCAUCACACGGGCCGGGUUGGUGGGCAGCGACGACAUCGCCACGGAGGACAGCAGCAGCAGCAGCGGCAACGGCGGCUACGGUAGCUACGCGGGCUGCCCCGAGAGCCGGAGUCCGUGCUUGAGGCAGCUAAAGAGGUUCCACAGCGCCGAGACGCAGGGACGCAGUGCUCUCCUGCCCCGUCCACGCCCCCACUCCUGGCUGGACGACCCACGGCGCCACUCUGUGGAGGUGUGCCCCUCCACGGACUCUAGCCCCCAGCGCAGCACCGCCUCCACCUCCUCCGGGUUCGUGUCCCGGGCCGACAGCCUGCAGAUCCCCGGCCAGGUCCCCGCCCAGACCUCGCUGCCGUCGCCCCGACGCAAGAAGAAGAUGAGCCCGCCCUGCAUAUCAGUGGACCCGCCCGACGGGACGGAGCCACAGUCCGGCCUCUACCCGAGCCUGGGCCUGGCGGGGUUAGGGAUGCCCCCUCCUCUGCCCAGCAGGGACACCUGCCUGAGGAGGAGGGCGCCCUCCAGUGACUCCAAGGACUCCUUUGACCUGGGAGUUGGUGACGGUUCGGGGCAGGAAGGAGGCUCUCCGAACCCCGGCGCCAACCCUAAGCUAUUAACUCUCCCCAGUUUUUCCUUUGAGAAGACGAGCUCUGAGCACUGAACACUGACCGACGACGGACACAACACCACACACACAAACCACGCAAACACGUACAUCGACAGCUGGACAAACCCUCCACACACACAAAAACACAUGAUGCACUCCGUGUGUCUGUGAUGGUGAUAGUUCUAGUAAUAAUGCUGUAGAAAGUAAUAAUGGUAAAACUACAACAAACAGUGAAAACAUCCUUGGUUUCAUGAGGAGUGCGGUACUGUAGUAGUGUGACCAUCCCUCGUCUUUGUAUUGUUACUGCCAAAACUACCAGAGAAGAAGUGACACCACAAACAUUUUUUCUUCCACCAACGGCCACACGACGCUGGCUACGGCUCGAGCCCCCCCGCCUUUCCCCCCCGACACACGGAGGGAACAUUAGCACCUGGGAUUUGGCGCCCCCUGUGGCCGCCAUCUGAACUGGUGCUGCACUGGGUGGACCUGGUCAGUGGGAGGUAAAAAGCAAUAUGAACGUUUUAGAGACACUAUUUUCUUAAAUUAUUGGGCCAUAGUGUUUGUACAGGAUGUUGUUUUUAAUUUCAUUCGAUUGUUAUUUUCAUGUCUCUUUUGUGACUUUUUUUUUUUUUUUUGUCAAAAAUGGUUUGUCUUUGUCUUUCUUUUUCACUGUAGGAUAUUUCUAGCUUUCUUGGUUUACUGAGAAAAGUGAACGUUUUUCAAAGUGCUGAAAACCAUGUAUUUGUAGGAAUAAUAUAUAAAUAUAUAAAUAUAUAUAUAUAAAAAAUGAGUCAUUAAACUGAGCUUGGAUUUUUAAGCACA
Messenger RNA from Salarias fasciatus (jewelled blenny), 8786 nucleotides. RefSeq names its product calcium channel, voltage-dependent, T type, alpha 1G subunit (gene cacna1g). Lineage: Eukaryota; Metazoa; Chordata; Actinopteri; Blenniiformes; Blenniidae. The record is from RefSeq and is a predicted model, not a curated record. The transcript is spliced from 40 exons. Gene Ontology annotation, molecular function: high voltage-gated calcium channel activity. Gene Ontology annotation, biological process: calcium ion import across plasma membrane. Gene Ontology annotation, cellular component: membrane; voltage-gated calcium channel complex. Bases 120 to 8018 code for a protein of 2632 amino acids.